AGGAAGCAAAUUCUGUACACAAUACUACUACAUCUACUUCGUCCAGAAUUUAUUUACCAUGGACUAUAUCAUCAAAAAUGCAUCAAAUAAUCUACAAAUUUGAAAAUGAAAUCUUAUGCCAAUUUCCAUGU
Racocetra persica is the source of this 131-nucleotide messenger RNA. Lineage: Eukaryota; Fungi; Glomeromycota; Glomeromycetes; Diversisporales; Gigasporaceae. The record is from the annotation of a GenBank genome assembly.